Messenger RNA from Dreissena polymorpha, 1726 nucleotides. RefSeq lists its product as uncharacterized. The record is from RefSeq and is a predicted model, not a curated record. Bases 1 to 1044 code for a protein of 347 amino acids. Lineage: Eukaryota; Metazoa; Mollusca; Bivalvia; Myida; Dreissenidae. The transcript is spliced from 9 exons.
AUGAUAUACAAAGUGUGCCUGCCAGAUGACCACAGAAGCAGUAAGAAGGCAUACAGCACCCUCAAGACCUUCACGAAGACCAGUCAGCCCAAGGCCAGUUGUAUAUCAAACGCUGACUGGAAUCUCCUUACCGAGAUUGCCACAGUCUUAAACAGAUGGGAUGAAUACUCAAGUGAUCUCUACAACUAUCCGCUCCAACCGGACUCCAGUCUCCUUCAGAUUGAUCCCGGACCAGUAUCCCACCCAUACUUAAGACAGAGUAAUACGGAAACCGUCCACAUAAACAGUACAGGAAGCAGCAAGGAAACAACAGCAGCAUCGACAACUGAAGCCUCAAUAGUUCGAACAACCUCUCCCAAUGGAGUGGAUGGCAUUUGGGUAACCGCGAUAUCCCAAGGUCAUUUCAGUGGUAUCACGGAAAAUAAUACCACAUUGCUCUUUGAGUACUUUACGAACGAAACAACUGUAUUAAACAACAAAUCGCAUGGAAAUAGGGAAACAACAGAGUUCACGACUGUGCAAAACGCUUUAUUAUAUCAAAAGUUCAUUAUCAUCAUCGGCUCACUGGCAGUUGCAGUAGUCCUUAUUGCGGCUUCAGUGUUGAUUUGCGGCUACAGGAAAUACUAUCAUCUAUCAGAUGCUUUGGAAUUGGCAACUGCAACGACUGAUGUCCCGGUUGACACUUUCCAAAGAACGAGCAUACCGAUGCUUGAAGAUGUACCGGACAACAGACAUUCAACAUUGGAAAUCUAUGAAACUAUUCCAAUGACGAAUGUAUCGCCUUUAUCACCAAUGGCUGACAGUUACCCUUUAACUCAGGAAGUACGUAUAUUAGCAAACCUGUUUGAAUUUGGGAGUGAAUCGAGCGUUGGAAGCCUGCACUAUUACGAAACUGUCCCAGAUACCAUAAACAACGAUGUGGCAUCAUCUGACGGCGCCGAAGAGAACACUUCUGUACAUGCACCUACGCACGUUCUCUAUGAGAGUCUUCUAAGGUCAAGUACCGAUGUGAAAGAACAGUACACUACUAAAGCAAGCAGUUAGGCGAUGGAAAAUUGCCAUUCAAAACGACAUAAAGAAUCAAAAUGACGGGAAAUUUCAAAGCAUAUCACUCAGAUACGAUAUUGAAUAUAUAUAUAUAAUCCGAUUUAUUUAACAUAUGUUAUGCAUAUAUAAUCAAUGUACAUCUAGUUUGUAAGCUUCUUCCUUCAUAUUACCAACAAAUACACAUGGGAGUCGGGUACACUGGUCAAAAACUGCAUUAACGUUAACAUUUUGGUAUUUACAGAUCAAAGCGGACUACACACAACACACCAAUUUAUUAUGGCACAGGUGCUCACUUUUCAUUAUACCGCUAUACCGCUAUACACCAUCUAUGGUUUAAAAAUCAGUUACAUUAACAAACGAUAAUCAUUUGAUUAGCACAACGACGAGUUCCCCAAAAAUGAUCUAUGACCGUUGCUUAAAAGAACACAGUGUUUCAUUGACUUUCAAUGUUAGCCCUACUUUUUGCGCAAACCAAAAUGUAACGCUUAUAUAAUCACAUUGUCUGAUAAUGAUUAUAAACUGAAUAAAAAUGUGAUCGCAAUAGAAAUAGUUAAAUCGUGUUUGUUUCGCAGGGGAAUUCAAAUAUGACAGACUAAAAUGGAAAAUUCAGUUGGAUAUAAAGUGGUAAUGGGUUAACACUAUCCUCUAAAGUAAAGUUGAAGUGCAUAACGUAGCAGGA